This is a messenger RNA of Selaginella moellendorffii, 3392 nucleotides long. RefSeq lists its product as uncharacterized. The record is from RefSeq and is a predicted model, not a curated record. The transcript has 7 exons. Gene Ontology annotation, molecular function: microtubule binding. Bases 1020 to 3242 code for a protein of 740 amino acids. Gene Ontology annotation, cellular component: microtubule. NCBI's taxonomy places the organism in Eukaryota, Viridiplantae, Streptophyta, Lycopodiopsida, Selaginellales, Selaginellaceae.
UGAAGAUACGUUCCUCGUGACAAUAUAGACGUGGCAGGAUCGACUUGCAUAGGUUAGGGUUUAUCUUUGUUUGGAGGGGAAGAAUCGAUCGAUCGAUAGCGGAGAUUUGCGAAGCAUGGCGGCGUCUUUGAUUGCAUGCGUUCCAGUGACGAUCCCACGGCAAUGUAGCGGAUUUGGCAGCAGCUCCUCCUCCCUGGCAGCGUCGCCGCGCAAUUGCAGCGUGAGAUGUCGCGCUUCCUCGGAGAAUGGAUCCCACUUCGCCCAAUUUCUCAACCUAGAUGCUUUCGACAACGCUCUCCAGGUUUUCCGCGAUGAAUCGAAGGGAAUAGUUUGCUAUCGGACCCCGACUGGAGAGAUCACUUGCGAAGGCAUCGACGAGGGUCCUCACUUCGAGCCUGCUGCCGACAAUCAAAAGGGACUUUUCCUUUCGCAGCUACUGUUUGUCAAAGGCGCUGAAGAACCACUCGUGAAUGGAGCUGGAAUUUAAGUAAAGGACUAUAGCGAUGAUAUUGUUUCGUUAAAGUAUGACUAAAGGAUCACACCAGAGCGUGUUAUGUUUCAAAGCAAAGCCUAAAUGUGACGGGGGGAACCAUGUAAAUUCUCAUACCCUAUCAAUCUUUGUUGAUAUCACUCGAUUAUUAAAUUACUGGAAAGAUCCAACGGCCUGGAUCGCGACUCGUUUGUGCGGUCCAGAUCGUUUAGAACUUUAGCCGGCUUGGCCACGUGAAGGGCAGUCAGUUAGUUACUAGCGCCAUCGCUCAAGAACCCUACCGCGCCCUCUCAGCGAAGCUGAUGAGGGAAUGGCGCCUCAUGCCGCCGUGAGGGCGCCAAAGGAGCAAUCGAUCGGCAUCGAUCCAUUCCGGUAAUCAAAAUUUGGCAUCGCAAUGCCGGAUCCAAGGAAGCUGCCUUGGUGAUCUUCCCCUAGGGUUCUACGCAUCGCGGGGGAUGAGAAUCACGAUCUCGAGCGAAGAGAUGAGGUGUGGAGCGUGAGAUUUCGACUUGGCAUUUGUUGAUAGAUCAUGGGAAGGUAUCAGAGUCCGCUAGUGAAACACGAUCUUUCCCGGCUGGAGGACCCCGAGAGCCGGCACAUCGCUCUCACGUCGCUCAAGAACUGCGUCAAGCAACUGGAAGCCGAGUGCCUCCCAUUCUUCCUCGACCAGAUCAGCGAAGCUCAUCACGAUAUCUCUCGCCCCUACGUUAUCUCCCUCUACGAGGACAUAGCACGGACACACCAAACGCUGCUGGUACCUUACAUUCCUCGAAUCAUGGAGGCACUGAUCACUGCUCUCUCUGAAAGUGGCAGCUCGCUCCACGUCCACCGCGCGUGUGCCAAGGUGGUGGCCGCGCUCGCAAAGUUUUGCAUCGAUCUGGAGAGGUUGACGCAUCAGGCCAAGGAGGUUCUACGCUUGCUCUGCGAGCCACUGCUGUGCGUGCUCGUCGGGAAGUUCGAGCCAGUCUCCGCCGGUGCCGCGGUGAGCCUCCAAGCUCUGGUGGAGUUCGAGAACUGGAUCCACGCUCCAAAAGAGCUUGUCAACGAGGUGUGCUUCAGGGUGACGGCAGCUAUGUCCGGGAAGUCGGCUCCGACGGUGGCUCACUUGCAUCUGGCCUGCGCGGUUGCGAAGGUGAACAGGGAAGUCUUCGAGAGCUAUGGACUGGAGCUCAUGAAUGCGGCAAAGUACAUACUCCAAACAGCUGGUUCUUGGACUUUGAGAGUGGCCGCCGCAGAGCUCUUGAAUCUGGUGCUGAGCAUGGUGGACGGGAUAGUUUUGUCGACAGAGAUAGCAUCUGUGAUCGACGUUCUAGAGAGGUACCGGCUGGACAGGAUGCCAAAGGUGAGGUCUGCGGUGGCCGAAGCGUUAAGGACGGCUAAGUCAUGCUACUACAACGGCGGACGAGCGACGACGAAAAUGAUAUUCUCUGUUGGAGUUGAGACAAAAAGGCGGCAAGAACUUCACGACGCGGGGAUUCGAUCGAUACUGCUCCCUUCUUUUCACAACGAGUUUGGGAAGCGGGAUGCUGGAUUGAGAAGGGCUGUGGCUCCAAAGUUUGAUCGCGGGGGUGGCGGCGGUGAGGAGGUUGGAGGAUACGACUUUGUGAUAGUGGAAGACUACGGGGAACCGUGCCAGCAGUAUGGAAGACGGAGCGGGAAGGGAGCUGGAAGACGUUUUGGAAACAGAGCUGGGAAAGUUAAGAGCGAGCCCCGGGUGAGACACACAGUUUCAGCAGAACCAGGAGGAUAUGUUAUACAGGAAUGGAUCAAGGUCGAUGAUCAUGAACGGUUCCCUCAUCCUCAUUGUGGAGUGCUGGCUGGCAUUGACGAAGGGGAGGAGUACGAGGAGGAGCCGACUUACGUGAGAGAAUCCAUGUACAACAAGCAGUUCUAUUCGCCGUCGAGCGAGAGGCAUGUCGUGAUCUUUGACGAAGAUCAAGUGGUUACGGACACAUGCAAGCGUCUGAUCGAGAAUUCUGAGGCACCGUCAACUUUCACUGGUCUCUCAGCUCCAGAACCCGUGCCGUCCACUUCGGAGCCAGGCAGUAUUGAGCAUCCAAGUAGCAGUAACUUGAUCCAAGAUUCUGAGCAGGAAGAAUGGAGCGUGCGAGACAAUCCUAUCGCCGCGAAAUCCGACGAAGGUAGAAGUCCCUACGAGAGAUCUAUCACACCUCCAGCGAGGCUGGACGCUGCUCGUUCUCCAGAGGCACAGGAAGUUAUCAUAAGCAACGCUGUGGUAGAAGAAAUUUUCGAGCCAACACCUUUGCGUUGCGAUGAAGAACAAAUCCUCCAGCAAGAAGUAGCAGCGUUGGCUGGCAUCGGUGACACGCGCAACAAGGAAAACAGGGACUCAGCUGAACUAAACGACUGCAGCUUGAAUUCUCCGGAACAGACAGAGCUCAAAAGCGAGAACGUCACCGAAGAAAUGGUGGACACAUUCCGGCGGUCAUGGGAAGUUCUCGAGACGAAUGACAAGCAUGAAGUUAGCAUGGGGGUUGUGGAGGACGACAAGGUGGUGACGAAAGUUUACUCUAGCAGGAAGCAGCAGCUGGUGAAUGCUCUCACCGCAUCGUUCACAGGCGGACUUUGGCAAGAACACCACCAAAGAGAAGGCUGGCACAGGAAGCUCCAGAGUGGAGUGGAGAGAGUGCUCGGGGGGUCCGUCUGUGCGGCACUGGCGAUCCCAGCAGCUAUGGCUUUGAUCAAGUGCUUGGAACCAAACUUUGGAGGCCGAGAGAUGGUGCCAACGUGAAAAUGGAAGAGUUCGCUACGAUCGAGCUAGAAUCGGUCGGACUAAGCUUUUGGAGCGAUCGAGAAGAAAAGCGAUUUAAGUUUCGCUGUGGCGAAACGCUGGUGCCACUUGAUCGAGACGAGGAGGUAAUUUUUUAAUUUUUUUCUCUUC